Molecule: messenger RNA, 1476 nt
Organism: Fonsecaea monophora
Lineage: Eukaryota; Fungi; Ascomycota; Eurotiomycetes; Chaetothyriales; Herpotrichiellaceae
Exons: 6
Coding region: 1-1476 (491 amino acids)
Molecular function (GO): aldehyde dehydrogenase (NAD+) activity
Source: RefSeq, a predicted model, not a curated record
AUGGGCUCAGUUACUCCUCCAGCCGAGGCGGGCGAGUUCGAAACUCGACUGUUCAUAAACGGAAAUUUCGUCGAGGCCAAAAGCACAAAUAGACUCAGCAUAUACAGUGCCAACGACAAUUCGCUCGUCAGCUCAGACGUCCACGUCGCCGGACAAGCAGAUGUGGACGACGCCGUGGCUGCCGCGAGAGCGGCCUUCAGCUCCUGGGCAUCAACCCCGCCGAUACAAAGAUGUAAGCUGCUGCUACGCCUGGCAGAUUUGAUCGAAGCGAACGCAGAGGAAUUGGGCAGACUCGAGGCCCUGUGUUCUGGCAAACCCAUGUCCCAAACGCGGCAGUUUGAAGUGCCCCUGGCGGCAAAUGUCUUCAGAUACUACGCGGGUUGGUGUGACAAGCUCGAGGGAGAGUCGUGGCCCGCAGACAACGGUUUCAUGAAGGUCGUCCGACGAGAGCCGCUCGGGGUCUGCGCCGCCGUCAACGCUUUCAACGGCCCGCUGGUCAUGAUUGCCUUCAAGGGCGCGCCGUGCCUCGCGGCGGGAAACACCAUGGUCAUGAAAUCCAGCGAGAAGACGCCCUUGAGUACCAUUUUCUUCGGGAAGCUGCUCCAGCAGGCUCAAAUUCCGCCUGGCGUGUUCAACCUGCUCUCUGGAGCUGGGGAGACAGGGGCGCUGCUCGCGUCGCACAUGGACGUAGACAAGAUCUCUUUCACGGGGAGUGUCAACACGGGCAAGAAGAUCGCCGUCGCCGCAGCUUCCAGCAACCUCAAGCGAGUCACACUGGAGCUUGGUGGGAAAAGCCCCAGCAUUGUGUUUCCUGACGCAAAUCUCGAUGUUGCAACACAGUGGUGCGUGCAAGGCAUCGUUGGCAACUCCGGCCAGGCUUGUAUAGCCAGUUCACGCGUCUAUGUGCACAAGGACAUCAGGGAGACCUUUGUACAACGCCUCAAAACCGCUUUCGAACAAAGUCAUGCUGCUUUUGGAAAAGAUGCACACUCGGACUCAACACAUAUCGGGCCGUUGGUCGACAAGUCGCAGUUUGAGAAGGUGACCCAAUAUGUAGAAGCUGGCAAGGCAGAAGCCACUCUAAUCACUGGAGGUCAAGCCUUGUAUGAUCAAGGCUGUUGGAUGACUCCGACGAUUUUCCUGGACCCUGUGCCGGAUGCAAAAAUCUACAGAGAAGAAAUCUUUGGCCCCGUUGUGGUCGUGAGCGACUUCAGCACCGAAGAAGACGUCAUCCAUCGUGCAAAUGCUACAACCUUCGGACUUUCAGGAGCCGUCUUCACGCAGGACGUCAAUCGAGCGAUGAGGGUGGCGUCUCAGAUCACCAGCGGCACAGUGUGCGUGAACUGCUGCACCAUGGUUGACUAUACAGUGCCAUUUGGAGGUCUCAAGCAAAGUGGCUGGGGUCGAGAGCUUGGAAAGGCUGGGAUCCAUGCAUACACAGAGCUCAAGACGGUCUUCAUCAACUUAACGUAUUAG